Molecule: messenger RNA, 993 nt
Organism: Mycena citricolor
Lineage: Eukaryota; Fungi; Basidiomycota; Agaricomycetes; Agaricales; Mycenaceae
Source: the annotation of a GenBank genome assembly
AUGCUCAACGCUGUCCUCCUCGUCACAAGCUUUGCGACUCUGGCCCUGGGUCAGACGGUUCCCUUCGUGGAUCCUCGCUUGAACGGCGGUUCAAUGUUGACCCUCCAAAACGAACCUCUGAAUAUCAUUGUCUCCGCCGCCAGCAGCCCGGACGCGCUUAGUCCUCGCGGAAUCCUCAACUUCGGAAACGCGCUGGGCUAUGGGGACGACUGCCUGCAUAUUCAUCUCGGGGGGCCGCAAGCAGCCAAUCUGGGCGAUGGAAACAACUGGGUCAAUCAGACACAGAUUAUGCGCGAGGAUUUCGGGCUUGCACUGGGAACAUGCCUCGGCAAGUAUCGGUUUUCCCAAAUCCCUUCGCGAUGCUCAUCUUUCGCAGAGACGCUGGUUGGCGGGAACCACUAUCGCGCGUUCAUUCAAAACGGCACGGGGGCUGACACCGGGGCCCUGUUCUUGGCAGCAUCGAAAGAAGAACCAAUUGCACAAGGCCACAAUAUCAUCCCUGACGGGUACGACAUUGGCCGGGACGAAGUCGUUUCUGCAGCUACAGCCGGUGUGGUCUCGUUCGACGGGGUCCAGUACACCACGACCGCGGAAUACGUGACAGGCCUGCUUCCCGUCGGUGCUGCCGGGAUCAACCACAAUAUCUCAAUCGAUGGCCGGGUGGCUGUGAUGACGAUUGAAGCGAGCGUGAUUGGUUCUGAUUUGAACUGCAAAGGAUCAUCCCUGUGCUCGAUUCUCUCUGCCUCAGACUGCUCUGCCGCUCAAGCCAAAAUCAACAACUCGACAAUCUACCGCACAGAUGGAACCGCCGCUCUGACCGGAGUCUGCUCUGGCCACUGCGGCAUUUUCGUACAAGGAACGGACUGCAGAUAUUAUGGGGACACCAUGCUUCAAGCUGUCGCCGCGCUGCACGGAAACAGCUGCCAGAAAUGUGGCUCGAAACGAUUUGCAGAUGGCUGCGAAAUCACCAUCAACUACGUCUCGUCCUGUUGA